Nanorana parkeri is the source of this 2039-nucleotide messenger RNA. It is a transcript of the gene POLH, whose product is annotated as DNA polymerase eta. Gene Ontology annotation, cellular component: nucleus; replication fork; site of double-strand break. Gene Ontology annotation, biological process: response to radiation; error-prone translesion synthesis. The coding region runs from base 1 to 2010 and encodes 669 amino acids. The record is from RefSeq and is a predicted model, not a curated record. The transcript is spliced from 10 exons. Gene Ontology annotation, molecular function: damaged DNA binding; DNA-directed DNA polymerase activity. NCBI's taxonomy places the organism in Eukaryota, Metazoa, Chordata, Amphibia, Anura, Dicroglossidae.
AUGGAGUCUGGUCAGGAUCGGGUGGUCGCUCUCGUAGACAUGGAUUGCUUCUACGUCCAGGUGGAGCAGAGGCUGCGGCCGGAGCUGAAGAACAAGCCAGUGGCCGUGGUGCAGUACAAGACCUGGAAGGGAGGAGGGAUUAUAGCGGUCAGUUAUGAAGCCCGGGCCUUCGGGGUGACCCGGAACAUGUUUGGCGACGACGCUAAGAAGCUUUGUGCUGACCUGCAGCUUGCCCGUGUCAGAGAGGCUCAUGGGAAAGCCGAUCUCACAAAGUAUCGGGAGGCCAGCGUGGAAGUGAUGGAGGUCAUGUCUCGGUUUGCCGUGGUGGAAAGAGCGAGCAUUGAUGAGGCUUACAUAGACCUGACUGAAGCCGUACAGAAACGAUUGCAGGACAUGGAGGGUCAGCCUGUGUCGGAGGAUAUGCUGAAAUGCACCUACGUUCAGGGCUAUCCUCAGCUGAAGCCAGUCUCCGAGGAGAGCCUCAGCAAAGAGGAGGGGCGUCGUCUGGGGGUGGAGCAAUGGUUGAAGUCCCUCCCCCUGGGAAGCCUUCAUAGUCCUGAGCUGAAUCUGACGGUCGGAGCCAUCAUUGUAGAGGAGAUGAGGGCAGCAGUCGAGGAAGAGACGACCUUUCAAUGCUCUGCCGGGAUUUCUUAUAACAAGGUUCUGGCAAAGUUGGCUUGUGGAUUUAAUAAACCAAACCGCCAAACUAUCGUCUCUCAGAACUCCGUGCCGGAACUAUUCAACCAGCUGCCUAUCGGAAAGAUACGCCUUCUUGGAGGUAAACUUGGGAAAUCUAUCAAAGAGAUCCUAGGCGUGGAAUUCAUGGGUCAGCUGACCCAGUUCAGCGAAUUAUGUCUCCAGGGCCACUUUGGUGAUAAAACCGGAUCGUGGCUCUAUAACCUGUGCCGUGGGAUUGAGGAUGAACCAGUGAAGCCCAGACAGCUGCCUAAAUCGAUUGGCUGCAGCAAGACUUUUCCUGGGAAGACAGCGCUGUGCACACGAGACCAGGUGCAGUACUGGCUCUUACAGCUGUCUACGGAGCUGGAGGAGAGGCUGAAGAAGGACAAGGACACAAAUCACAGAACGGCCAAGCUGCUGACCAUAGGCAUAAACCGGCAAGGAGACCCUCGUUGGAGCAGCGUGUCCCGGUGCUGUGCCCUUACCCGCUAUGAAGCACAGAAGAUCAGCAGUGAUGCCUUCGUGGUCCUGAAAGGUUUUAACACGGCUGGAAGCCACCAAGCUGCAUGGUCUCCUGCACUCAAUCUGCUGUCACUCUCUGCCAGUAAAUUCACAGAAACUGCGUCUUCUGGAAGUGGAAUUGCCAACUUUCUCACCAAGGAUACAGGUGGUACCCAGAUGCCUUCGAGCUCACUCACCCAAAUGUCACCCAACAGCCCUAAAACGCCCCAGAAAGAGCGUCAAAGUUCAGAGAGUAGAACCCCCAGUACCAUCCAAAUGAUGUUCCAGAGAGCAGCGGAGAAAAGGAAGGAGGUCACAGAGGAACAGGAACCCCUUCCCGGUGCUUCUACCCAGAACUCAGAGGAUAAGAUAGACAAUGUGAACAGCGUGGUGCCGGUCCGAAGGUCCUUCUUUAUGUCCAAAUCCCACCAACAGCUGACCAUGGACCUGGGGAAAUCUGAACCUCCGAGUAAUGUUCAGGAUGGAGGGGCCUCCUAUGAGGUCCAAUUAUCUGAUGACUUUGUCAGUUCCUCCUCCACCGACCCAGCGAAGGAGAAACCAGAACACCGAGAGGAGGACAUGAUGAGCUGUGAGAAGUGUCACCAGCAGGUCCUGGUGUGGGACAUCCCGGAACACAUGGACUAUCACUUUGCUCAGGAAUUACAGGACUCUUUCUCAGUUCCUAAUCCCAGCACUUCUCUAUCUCGACCCCUCAUGACUCCCCCAGCCAGACCAAAAACCAAAACUAAGAACCUCUCGGCUCCGAGUGCAAAGCGUGCCCGGAGUGAAGGCAGCCGGACUUUGGAUACCUUCUUCAAAAAAGCUCCUUAGAUCGCGGCUUGGUGUGUAGGUUGUUCUCC